Molecule: messenger RNA, 930 nt
Organism: Glycine soja
Lineage: Eukaryota; Viridiplantae; Streptophyta; Magnoliopsida; Fabales; Fabaceae
Exons: 2
Coding region: 1-930 (309 amino acids)
Source: RefSeq, a predicted model, not a curated record
AUGAUGCUGCUAACAAAGUUAACUACAUGGGCAGUCAGAAUCAGCAAGGAUUCCAUCAUGGAGGACCACCAGGAUUCUAUCAGAGAGGUAAUUUGUUGCAGGGCCAAGGUUGGAGAUUCUAUCCAGGGAAUAAUUUCAACUAAGGAGGUCCAUCUCAUCGGGCUCCUAGCCAAUAGAAUCGAAUCACAUAAGAAGAGUAUUGAUGCAACAAUCAGGAAUCUGGAGGUACAUGUGGGUCAACUAGUGAAGCAAAUUGUUGAAAGGCCAACUGGAACCUUUGGGGCCAAUACUGAGAUGAAUACCAAAGAGGAGUGCAAGGGAGAAAAAGAUAAGAGUAAGACCAAGAGCCAAUUAGCUCGAGAGGCCAGAAGAAAGGAGACACCCUCCGUCCCAGUGAAGAAAACUCCAUAUCCCUUGGUUCCAUCCAAGAAUGACAGGGAGCAGUGCUUUGCUCGUUUUCUUGACAUCUUCAAUAAGCUGGAGAUCACCAUUCCCUUUAAAGAGGCCUUACAGCAGAUACCUUUAUAUACCAAAUUCAUGAAGGACUUCCUCAAAGGGAAAUAUGUCAAUAGUGAGAACAUAGUGGUAGAGGGCAAUUGUAAUGUAGUGAUCCAGAGGAAGCUACCACACAAGCUCAAAGAUCCAGGAAAUGUGACUAUCCCAUGCUCCAUUAGGGAUGUGUCCGUAGGGAAGGAUCUCCUUGACAUGGGAGCAAGAAUGAACUUGAUGCCCUUGUCCAUGUGCCAAAGAAUCAGAAAUCUGAAGAUAGCUCCUACAAGGAUGACACUCCAGCUGGUAGACCCUUCCAUCACAAGAUUGUUCGAGGUAGUUGAAGAUGUCCUGAUCAAAGUACACCAACUCACUUUUUUGGUGGACUUUGUAAUCAUGGACAUUGAAGAAGAUGCUGAGAUCCCCUUGAUUCUGGGUUGA